Messenger RNA from Marasmius oreades (fairy-ring Marasmius), 759 nucleotides. RefSeq lists its product as uncharacterized. The transcript has 3 exons. Bases 1 to 759 code for a protein of 252 amino acids. Lineage: Eukaryota; Fungi; Basidiomycota; Agaricomycetes; Agaricales; Marasmiaceae. The record is from RefSeq and is a predicted model, not a curated record.
AUGAGUUUGUUGAUGGGUAAACCCGUAAUCUACCUGUUUUCUCCACUGGAACGCGAGGUGAGGGUUCGAUUGGGCCUUGCUCCCCAAUGGUCUAUUUCCGCUCUCUAUCCGGUCGUUCCAAUCAAUCAAACUCCUGGAGGGAAGGUCCACCAGACGGUGGAGUGGAUAGCUCGAACUCAACAGGAUGGCACUCUAACAGAAACGAGCACGGGAACUGAAGUGGCUUAUCUUUUUUGGGAAGCCCACACCGUUCCAGAUGCACCCCGUUCACCGCCACCAUCACCCCGUGUGGAGGAAAAACCGAGACACUCAGAGAGAUUUAUACCUAAUGACACACACAUUACGCCUCAAAACUCUGUUCUGCUGUCGAUCGAGGCGUUACCAAUUUAUCUCGACAAAACCCUCAAAAUGUUGGUGCUCCAUACCGAAGCACGGACGUCUUUCAUCACUUAUUGGUUACCCUCAUUCCUCAAGCACAAACACAUCGCAUUGAGGUUCCUACCGCAGUCUUCAUACGAGGAGGCUGCCCCAUUGGACAUCACACCGACGCCAGACGUCGUCACGCGAAUCUUCAUGCUUUUCCAUGGCGUUUCUGAGGACGAACUAAAAAAUGCUGGAAAUGGAUGGACAGAAGCGGUGGAUCGAUCUUCUGAGGGCGUUGUUUUCUGGCAAACUGUCGUCGGUGUUGAUAUAGGCAAGGCUGCUGAUGAGAAUUUGUUCAGAGUGUUGGAAUGGGGAGGUAUGGAGGUAUCUUGUUGA